Molecule: messenger RNA, 2008 nt
Organism: Heteronotia binoei (common prickly gecko)
Lineage: Eukaryota; Metazoa; Chordata; Lepidosauria; Squamata; Gekkonidae
Product: alcohol dehydrogenase 1A
Exons: 9
Coding region: 188-1318 (376 amino acids)
Biological process (GO): retinol metabolic process; retinoic acid metabolic process
Cellular component (GO): cytosol
Molecular function (GO): zinc ion binding; all-trans-retinol dehydrogenase (NAD+) activity
Source: RefSeq, a predicted model, not a curated record
UUUCUGGAUUUAGGGGUGGGACUAAGAAGACACUGAGUUUGCUUAUAAGGUCCCAAGCGAUGGUCAUGCAAUUGUGGCUUGCAGGGAGACAGUCAGCAAUCUGUGCAAGAUCCUUUAAAGAUCAAGGAGGUUGUUCAGGCUCCUGAAUUCCUGAAGUAAGAAAGAGUAGCAGAGAAACAGAACCACCAUGAGCACUGCAGGCAAAGUCAUUAAAUGCAAAGCAGCUGUUGCUUGGGAGAUUAAGAAACCCCUGGUCAUUGAGCAAAUUGAAGUAGCUCCUCCAAAGGCUCGUGAAGUUCGCAUUAAGAUUUUGGCCUCAGGGAUCUGUCGCUCAGAUGACCAUGUGCUCAGCGGUGCAUUUGCUAUGCCCCUUCCAAUGGUUUUGGGCCAUGAAGCAGCUGGAGUUGUGGAGAGUGUUGGAGAGGGAGUAACUUGUGUGAAACCAGGAGACCAUGUUAUCCCUCUCUUUGUCCCACAGUGUGGAAACUGCAAUUCUUGCCGAAAUACCAGAGGCAACCUUUGUUCUCAAAAUGACAUUAGUGAACCUCGUGGUUUAAUGCCUGAUGGCACCAGCAGGUUUACUUGCAAAGGGAAGAACCUUCACCAUUUCAUUAGCACCAGCACCUUCACAGAAUACACGGUGGUGCAUGAGACUGCAGUGGUCAAGAUCGAUGCUGCUGCCCCUCUGGAAAAAGUGUGUCUGAUCGGCUGUGGGUUUUCCACUGGUUAUGGAGCAGCUGUUCAAACAGCCAAGGUGGAACGUGGUUCUACGUGUGCUGUCUUUGGCUUGGGAGGAGUCGGUCUCUCAGCUGUCAUGGGAUGCAAGGCUGCAGGAGCUUCCCGAAUCAUUGGUAUUGACAUCAAUAAAAAUAAAUUUCCUAAAGCUAUGGAGGUGGGAGCCACUGAGUGUGUCAACCCACUAGAUUACAAGAAACCCAUCAAUGAAGUACUGUUUGAUAUGACUGGUGGUGAAGGUGUAGACUAUUCCUUUGAAGUGAUCGGACGCACAGAUACCAUGACAGCUGCUUUGGCUUCCUGCCACCAGAACUAUGGAACCAGCGUAAUUGUGGGCGUGCCUCCUUCAGCAUCUGAGAUCACCUUUAGCCCAAUGCUUCUUUUCACUGGCCGUACCUGGAAAGGAUCUGUGUUUGGAGGCUGGAAGAGCAAGGACUCUGUCCCUAAACUGGUUUCUGAUUACAUGGGGAAGAAGUUUGUUCUGGAUCCAUUAAUUACUCACACUUUACCUUUUGAGAAAAUCAAUGAAGGAUUUGAACUGCUCCGAACUGGAAAGAGCAUCCGUACAGUCUUGACAUUUUAAAAUCUUGAAUAAGAUUGGACUGGCAAUAGCUGAAGAUCGUUCUACACAGCUUUUCUACUGAAUCACACAUGUUGGCCUUUUUGUUUUUUCUGUUCUAAUACUCACCCCUGCUUAAUGGACCAAAUGAAUGCUGGAUACCAGAUGGAAAUUCUAGAAUUUAUUAAGAGAUUUGAUUGUAUUAGCUUUGCUAACCUAUAAUGGGUUAGAUCAACAAAGCUAGGAAGUCUAUGUCAUCAGCAGUUAUCGUUUUGAUAAAUGGCCACUGUGUUUAUCUUGUAUACAUUUGAGGUUUAAGUAGAAGCGUGAGCUCAUAUCUCUUGUAUUUCAUGGUCUUCGUGUUUAUAAUUGGUUUUGUCUCUUCUCCCAUAUAUCUGCCAACUUAGAUAUUCAUGGAUCUGAUCAUGCGAACUCUGAUUCCUGAAAGCUAAUGCCAUCAUGAAUAUAUUAGUCUGAAAAUUAAAAAGUUUCCUUUUUGUUUUGUGAUGCUCUAUCCCUUUGGAAUUUGUUAUUAAACUAAAAAAUGUUCUGUGACUGCCAAGUUAAAAAUAUAUAUAUAUUAUACAGCUGAUAAGUUAGUUGUCCAGGAGAUGGCAGAAGUCAUCUCUCUAAUGUAGACAUGCCUUCUUGUCCUUGUGAAAUAUUUCUUCAUAAUAAUCUCCCCUCCCCCUCAAAUAAAUACUUAAUUCUCAA